Soboliphyme baturini is the source of this 732-nucleotide messenger RNA. The record is from the annotation of a GenBank genome assembly. NCBI's taxonomy places the organism in Eukaryota, Metazoa, Nematoda, Enoplea, Dioctophymatida, Soboliphymatidae.
AAGCCAAAAGGUACAAAAGCUGGGGGCCACGGGACGAACCGCGGAAGAAUUUUCAUGGCACGCGGUAAAGAGGACGCGCUCGUCACAAAAAAUCUUGCGAUAGGCGAGUCGGUUUACGGUGAGAAAAGGAUAACCGUCGAGGACGAAAGCGGCAAAACCGAAUACCGGGUGUGGAACCCGUUUCGAAGUAAGUUGGCGGCGGCCAUCAUGGGUGGCCUGGACAAUAUUUACAUGAAACCCGGCUCAAAGGUAUUGUACCUUGGUGCAGCCAGCGGAACCACAGUGUCGCACGUUUCAGACCUUGUGGGCGAGGAUGGACUCGUUUAUGCCGUCGAGUUCAGUCACCGUUCCGGUCGUGACUUGCUGAACGUCUGUAAAAAGCGUAUCAACAUCAUCCCGAUUAUUGAAGAUGCACGUCACCCUCACAAAUAUAGAAUGCUCGUUGGAAUGGUUGAUGUUAUUUUCUCGGACGUUGCACAACCCGAUCAGGCUCGAAUCGUGACGCUGAAUGCGCAGUAUUUCUUAAAAAACGGCGGUCACGUGGUUAUUUCUAUCAAGGCUAACUGUAUUGAUUCCACUGCAGAACCGGAAGCGGUUUUCGCAGGAGAAGUGAACAAAUUAAAGGAGGAUAAGGUGAAACCUAUCGAACAGGUUACGCUUGAGCCAUACGAAAGAGACCAUGCGGUUGUGGUGGGACAGUAUAGGCCUCCACCUAAAGUAAAAAACGUAUGA